CUACACCGCCCCCCUAUCGCGCCGUUUUACCCGGAGCCCCCUGCUCGGCCUCGCUAUUUACACAUCUACCACCCGCACGGCGGCACCUCUCCGUCCCACCGGUCACCGCCGCCGCCGCCGCCGCCGGGGAUGGGGGGAGCGCACUUCCCCGGCGACAACGACGCCGCCGAGGUCGACGUGGCCUGCGACGGGGGGGUCGACCGCCGCGACGUGGGCAAUAUGGAGCACGGGUGCGAGCAUUACCGGCGGAGGUGUAAGAUCGUGGCGCCGUGCUGCAAGCAGGUGUUCCCCUGCCGCCACUGCCACAACGAGGCCACGGCUUCAGGAGAUCGGCAUGCAAUAUGUCGCCAAGAUAUUGAAAAAGUAGUUUGUGUACUCUGUGAUACUGAACAGCCGGUGUCACAAGUGUGUGUAAGCUGUGGAGUCAAUAUGGGAGAGUACUACUGUGAUAUAUGCAAAUUUUAUGAUGAUGAUACAGAGAAAGGGCAGUACCAUUGCAAUGAUUGUGGCAUAUGUAGGGUUGGUGGCAAGGAAAAAUUUUUCCACUGUGUGAAGUGUGGGUCUUGCUAUUCUGUUGCACUGCGUGAUAACCAUCAGUGUGUGGAGAACUCAAUGAGACAGAAUUGCCCAAUCUGUUAUGAGUAUCUAUUUGAUUCGUUACAAGGAACAAGGGUUCUUAACUGUGGACACACAAUGCACAUGGAAUGCUUUUCUGAUAUGGUGGAGCAUAACAAAUACACCUGUCCAAUAUGCUCCAAGACAGCCCUUGACAGGACACGCCACUGGGAGAUGUUGGAUCAAGAGAUUGAAGCAACAAUCAUGCCUCCUGUAUAUCGUUACAAGACAUGGCCAGAUUUGGGUGCUUUGCAACGACUGCAACAAGGUCUCAGAGGUGAACUUCCAUGUGAUUGGCCACAAGUGCAGCCACUGCAACUCCUACAACACCCGAUCGACAUCACGGCCCGCAGAUUCGUCCGGAAGCAGCUCGCCGACAACAGACUCCUCCGACAACAACCUGUAGUGAAUUCUUCACGCCUGGCCCACACCUGGCAGAUGGAAGCAAUGCCAGAACCAUACAAUAGAAGAAGGAAACAUUGUUUCGCGGCGCGCGUCCCUGCCUGCCAAUCGUCAAGACUCCACGACGCCUUAGCCCUCAUUCGGUCAAGAUUCAAUUCAUUCCUUGAAUCCGCAUCUGUUGUCGGAACUCCCAGCUACCGCAUUUGUGCCUGUUCUACCUAAAAGAACAGCAUGUCCGUCUGCUGAACGCGUAUCAGUGGGUGGAAGUGAAACCCAGCAUGUUAUCAAUAUCUGAUACUGUAACCCUAUAGUAGUAAGAAUAUGAGGAUACAUUGACUGUUGGUUACUUGGUUGUGCGCCAGUGACGAUCUGUUUCUGAAUGGCCUGUCUGGUAAAACUUGGUAAGGCUAGAACCGGGUU
Panicum hallii is the source of this 1437-nucleotide messenger RNA. RefSeq names its product E3 ubiquitin-protein ligase MIEL1-like. Gene Ontology annotation, biological process: ubiquitin-dependent protein catabolic process; protein ubiquitination. The record is from RefSeq and is a predicted model, not a curated record. NCBI's taxonomy places the organism in Eukaryota, Viridiplantae, Streptophyta, Magnoliopsida, Poales, Poaceae. The transcript has 12 exons. Bases 130 to 1239 code for a protein of 369 amino acids. Gene Ontology annotation, cellular component: nucleus. Gene Ontology annotation, molecular function: ubiquitin protein ligase activity; zinc ion binding.